AUAAGUUACCCCUUCAACAUUCCCCUAAAAGUGUUGUUUGGCAGCCAAACUCCCCACAUUCAUUUGCUGUCGGUGACGAAACCGGUCAAAUCGUAGUCAAGGAUACACGAACAUCAAUAGGAACACCAGUGACGUACACGGCACACUGUCGCUGUGUCAACAGACUAGAGUUCUCCAAAGACAAUCCCAGCCUGCUGGCCUCGGUAUCGGACGAUUGUGAGGUUGUGGUCACCGACAUUAGUUCUCCAAAGUGUACAGAAAUGUGAGUACUUGUGUAGAAUUCUACCCUUCUUAUA
Molecule: messenger RNA, 296 nt
Organism: Mizuhopecten yessoensis (Yesso scallop)
Lineage: Eukaryota; Metazoa; Mollusca; Bivalvia; Pectinida; Pectinidae
Product: methylosome protein 50-like
Exons: 2
Biological process (GO): oocyte axis specification
Cellular component (GO): methylosome
Molecular function (GO): protein binding
Source: RefSeq, a predicted model, not a curated record